Cyprinus carpio (common carp) is the source of this 1525-nucleotide messenger RNA. RefSeq names its product homeobox protein Nkx-2.2a. The record is from RefSeq and is a predicted model, not a curated record. Gene Ontology annotation, molecular function: RNA polymerase II cis-regulatory region sequence-specific DNA binding; DNA-binding transcription factor activity, RNA polymerase II-specific. NCBI's taxonomy places the organism in Eukaryota, Metazoa, Chordata, Actinopteri, Cypriniformes, Cyprinidae. Gene Ontology annotation, biological process: cell differentiation; regulation of transcription by RNA polymerase II. Gene Ontology annotation, cellular component: nucleus.
UUAAAGAUAAUUAUAACAGAGGGUUUCCAUUUGCGCCACGGAUGCUUCUUAUAUGUAAAUGAGUUUGGGUGCUUUCUCUCCCCCCUCUUUCGUGUUUUAGUAGUGUCACCUCAUCCCACUCAUGCAUUUCUGAUGUUCCGCUGAUAGAAGCUCAACUCACUGUUUCACACCCGCAGAAAGCGCUCGAGCACUUGACUCCAGAGAUCCGCCCUCGAUCGUUUCGGACGCUUUUCUGCAGGUCCAGCACUCAUCUACGACCUUAAAUGGACCAGACUAAUGGAUUGGUUCGGUCAAGCACUGUAGCUUCCGAGGAGCAUCUGUGAUCCGUGUGUGUGUGCGCGCUGUCCAAUCCGGCGGAUCCUCAUUUAUAAGUUACAAGAACGCUUUUGGAGAUAUUUCACUCUCUCGGUGUAUUGGCUUGGGAAAUGUCCCUAAAGGAUUCAAAGUCAGGAUUCUCUGUCCGCGAUAUUUUAGACCUCCCGGACACGAACGAUGAAGGAUCGGUGACUGAAGACACUGAGGAUGAGGCGGAUGAAGGGUUUUCUGGAACUCAGCAGCGCGCGCCCUCCGGAGAUGCGCUUUGGCUCGGAUCUCCAUGUGGCCACAAAUAUCCAUCAUUGCCAUCCGCAUCUCCAGAGGGUUUAACUCCAGAACUGUCCACGGAUGAGUCUGUUGAUCGGGACAGAGAGAGUUCAGAGGACUCGGGGAAAAAGCGCAAAAGGAGGAUCCUGUUUUCAAAGACUCAAACGUUUGAACUGGAGAGACGCUUCCGGCAACAGAGAUACUUAUCCGCGCCUGAGAGAGAACAUCUAGCUAAGAGCUUACAAUUGACUCCAACGCAAGUGAAGAUUUGGUUCCAGAACCAUCGGUACAAAGUGAAACGAGCCCGAGCUGAGAAAGGAAUGGACCCGUAUCUGCUGUCGCCGCGCCGGGUUUCUAUUCCCGUUCUGGUGAGGGACGGAAGACCGUGCCAUGUUCUCAGUCCUCAGGACAUCACUGCUACUGUUCCAGCAGCGGCCUUUAAUAUGAAGCAGUUCCCUCAAAUUCAACACAGUCACAACAUCUGCUCCAGCGUCAUGACACAUCUGACAUCUGUCAGUCAUCUGGGCCACAUGCAGCCUUGGUGCUGGUGAAGAGCUACUGCAGAGUUUUUAUGCAGCGGAACUUUCGCUUCACCAAUUAGGCUACAUUUCUACAAUGUGGACAUAUAUUUUUUAAAAUGUCUUUUAUAUGUUUUUUCCAAUGUUGGUUAAUUUUAUUUUCGAUAAAACUGUAAUACUUACACCCUGGGACAUCACCAUCUCAUAAAAGUGUUGUUUGUAGAUAUAUUUUUGCUUUACAGUGUAUUGAUGAGUAAACGAUCAAAUGUGUCACUUUUCGUUAAAUGUAGCAAGAUUACAAGUAGGUUACUGACAAUUUGACAACGUUCGUUUCAGAGCAUUUUCAUGUGUUGUUUUUUGUUUUAUUUCUAUACUGAAAUUAAUUAUUCUGACUAACCUAUAAUAAACAUUUUUUUUUUCUGAAA